AAUUAAGAGAAUGGACCAAUUGCAGAAUUCAGUUGCUUGCAUUGUGAAAAUGGGUUUUCAUCUUUUACUUAAAUAUUUAAGAAUGCCGUACAAAGUGACGGGUAUUGUAGCAGUUAUUCAAUGUUAACUUAAAAAUAAGUACAAUGUCUUUGCUACGAUCGUUGCCUUCUGGGCUCAAUAAAACUUCGAAAUUAAUAUAUCGAAGUGCUCCAGCUGUAUCAUAUCACCCAAAUGUAAGUCUUUUCUAUCGCAAUUAUUUGACAAAAGGGAUUGUAGGAGCACCAGCUUGUGGAGAUGUAAUGAAACUACAAAUUAAAGUUGAUGAUAAAGGAAAGAUUAUUGAUGCUAAAUUUAAAACAUUUGGUUGUGGAUCUGCUAUUGCUUCAAGUUCCUUAGCUACAGAGUGGGUUAAAGGAAAAACUGUUGAUGAAGCAUUGGCUCUCAAGAAUACUGACAUUGCUAAAGAAUUAUGCUUACCACCUGUCAAGCUACACUGUUCAAUGCUUGCAGAAGAUGCAAUUAAGGCUGCUUUGUCAGAUUACAGUAUAAAACAAAAGCAAAAAUUGAAAGCCAAUGAAAACAGAGAUAAUAUGAAUGAAACAUGAUUUUGACAUAUUUAAAAUGAUAGUCAAAAGUAUUAGAGUUAUACAAUGUUAUAUUUAGUAUUCAUAGUUUUCCAAUAUUAGUAGCCACUAAUCACUUCAUAUAAAGAAAUUUUCAGAAAUUAUGUGCUGUGAUUAAAAUGACAAAAUGUGUAUUAAAAUACAAAUAAAAUUUUAUGUACAAGCACAUUAAUGUGUGCUUCUCUUUUAGGAGAGAAAAUAAAUAUAUUUAACUAAACAA
Messenger RNA from Eufriesea mexicana, 843 nucleotides. It is a transcript of the gene IscU, whose product is annotated as Iron-sulfur cluster assembly enzyme. The record is from RefSeq and is a predicted model, not a curated record. The coding region runs from base 144 to 605 and encodes 153 amino acids. NCBI's taxonomy places the organism in Eukaryota, Metazoa, Arthropoda, Insecta, Hymenoptera, Apidae. Gene Ontology annotation, molecular function: iron ion binding; iron-sulfur cluster binding. The transcript has 5 exons. Gene Ontology annotation, biological process: iron-sulfur cluster assembly.